CCCCACCGCAUCGCGUCGCACGCUUCCCCGCUUCCCUCGCCUUCCCUUCACUCCGCCGCGGAUGCAGAGCCACGCCGUCGACGACGCCGGGGGGACGAGCCCCGUCGCCACGGCGCCGUCCAGCCCCACCCGCCGCCUCUGCCCCAGGGACGACGACGACGAUGGUGGCGGCGGCGGCAGCGGGCACUUGUUCUUCUUCAGCGCCCCGGCCAGCCCCGUGCACUACAUCCUCCGCUCGCCGCCGUCCUCCACCGCUGCGUCGACAGCGGCGGCGGGGCACUGCGCUCCCGCCGUCGGGGAGGGUGAUCACUACGGAUGCGGCGGCGCGGGGGAUUUCGAGUUCGCCGCGCGGCAGCAUGGGGAUGGGGAUGGCGGCGCCGCCGCGAUGAGCUCGGCGGAGGAGCUGUUCGUCGCUGGGCGCAUCCGCGUCGGGUGCCUCUCCCCCAUACGGCAAGAGGCCGGCUUCGGGGAGCAGCAGGAGGAGUACGAGGAGGUGGUGGGAGGAGGAGAUGCCGGCGGCGAUGGCCAACGGCCGCGGCCUCGCCGGGCCAGAUCGGCGUCGCCGCCGCGGAGCCCGCGUCCAGCCAACAAGGUCACGGCGCCAUCGGACUCCUUCCCCUCAGCGUCGUCGUCGUCUUCCUCCACCUCCUCCUCCUCCUCCACCAAGAACACUCGCCGGCGGAUAUCGCUGCGGGACCUCCUCCUCGGCGGCACCGCGAACAACAGCAACUCAUCCGCCGCCGCCGCCAUCACCGGCGCUGCCGCCGAGAGGUCGUCGGGCUUCUGGCCCCCGUCCAUCUGGCCGUCGUCGCGGUCCAAGAAGACCAGCACGCUCGCGCUGCCCUGCCCGUGCCCGGCGCCGGCGCCGCCGCUGCAGCCAGCCCGCCGGUCCACCUCGUCGGACAGGUCGUCGGCGCCGCGGCGGCGCACCACGUCGCUGCCUUACCGGCAGGGGCUGGUCCUCGGAUGCCUCGGGUUCGGGGCCCGGAGCUACGGGCUUGCCAAGUCAAUGCAUCCGCUUUCAUCACGGUAAAGGCGUAAACGAAAAAGCCGCCUUCAAAGGGAAACCGAUAAAAUCUCUGCAUUUUUCAGUUCAUAGAACUUUACAUAAUCUUGCGAGGGCUUGCAUGAAAAAAAGGGAGGAAAGAAAGGAUGUAAAUUAAAAUUUUGUUCUGUUGCUUCUGUCCUUUUGUGGCAAUGCUAAAUUCAUACUAUUUUAUAUUCCUAUGUUCAUCAUUAGUACAAGUCCUUGUGAUGCAUAAAUUUAUGCAUUUGAUUGGCUAGUUUGAUCCUGUGUCCUUUGUUGGUUUGAUUGUGAC
Messenger RNA from Oryza brachyantha (malo sina), 1319 nucleotides. RefSeq names its product formin-like protein 7. The record is from RefSeq and is a predicted model, not a curated record. The coding region runs from base 62 to 1033 and encodes 323 amino acids. NCBI's taxonomy places the organism in Eukaryota, Viridiplantae, Streptophyta, Magnoliopsida, Poales, Poaceae. The transcript has a single exon.